Molecule: messenger RNA, 754 nt
Organism: Salvia splendens (bonfire salvia)
Lineage: Eukaryota; Viridiplantae; Streptophyta; Magnoliopsida; Lamiales; Lamiaceae
Product: 60S ribosomal protein L26-1
Exons: 2
Coding region: 163-603 (146 amino acids)
Biological process (GO): translation
Cellular component (GO): ribosome; large ribosomal subunit
Molecular function (GO): structural constituent of ribosome; RNA binding
Source: RefSeq, a predicted model, not a curated record
AACAAAAUGCAAAGCCCUAAAGCCAAAAACAAACCCUGGCCUAAACGACGCCGUUAGCAUUUCCUAAAUAUAUGCCCCAAAACCUAACAAUCUCAGCCUCCACUACCCACCCCCAAAUUCACCGAUCACCAGCGGCGGCGGCGACAGAGAAGGUAAGGUAAGAUGAAGUACAACCCCAGAGUGUCGUCCUCCCGGCGCAAGAGCCGCAAGGCUCAUUUCACGGCGCCGUCCAGCGUCCGCCGCGUCAUCAUGAGCGCGCCGCUCUCCGGCGACCUCCGCACCAAGUACAGCGUCCGCUCGAUGCCGGUGCGCAAGGACGACGAGGUCCAGGUGGUGCGCGGCACCUACAAGGGGCGAGAGGGAAAGGUCGUCCAGGUGUACCGUAAGAAGUGGGUGAUCCACAUCGAGCGCAUCACAAGGGAGAAGGUUAACGGAUCCACGGUCAACGUCGGGAUCCACCCGUCCAAGGUCGUGAUUACCAAGCUCCGCCUCGAUAAGGACCGGAAAUCGCUGCUCGACCGCAAGGAGAAGGGGCGCGCCGUCGCGGACAAGGACAAGGGCACCAAGUUCACCGCCGAGGACAUCAUGCAGACUAUCGAUUAGGAGGCAUCCGAGUACUUGAUCAUCAAUUGUGAGACAGCCAUAUGAGACAAGAAAACAGAGCAGGAACUCGAAGCAUUGGCAAUUUUUGGCACGAUAUGAUAACACGACACGAACCCGCACGAAAUUAAUGGGUUUGGGUCAAGGCUUAUUG